GGAGCCAUGAUUCCUGUGACGGAGUUCCGGCAGUUCUCAGAGCAGCAGCCACAGUUCCGGGUUCUGAAGCCCUGGUGGGAUGUGUUCACAGACUACCUCUCUGUGGUCAUGCUAAUGAUCGGGGUGUUCGGAUGCACCCUACAGGUCAGUAGCAUCAAACAGCUUCAAAAUCUCUUCCAUAAAAAGCCUGAGUAUCUAUGAACAAGCAAUUGUUUCUAUGAGGUGCAUACAUAUUCUAAACAUUUUGUAGCAUAAGCCUAUACCCAGAGGGCAAGACUGGUUGAAAUUAUGUUAUGUUUCAGAUUUCUGGUUGUAAUUAUGUAAUUUUAAGUUUUACUCUUGUAGUUCACAUAGUCUGCCUUGUUUUCUGUGUACAGUACAGUCAUGUUUUUAUAGCAUAUAUUAUGUUUACUUUAUCUGCUACUACCACCUAGAUAUAAUUAAAGAUAUGUUGAAAUGCUUGAAUCAAAUCUUUAAAGUGACUUGCUGAAUAGCAGAUAUUAAAAUAAAUGUUAAAGUAAUUAGGGACACAGCUCUAGAACUUUAGUGUGGCCUGUCCUGCAGUGACAAACAACCCAAUGUUGGGUUCAUGUUAAUCUCGCUCUCUCUCUGUCGAGACGUCUGGUUUCAGAGCACCUCAGAACGCUACUUGAAUGGCAGUCAAUGGUAGGAGCGGAGUAAACAUCUGCAGGUUUUAAUUGGCUGAUCUUUCACUCCUGCACCAUCCAGCAUCUCCCCCUCUUUGUGGAUUUCAAUGCGCUAGCAUAGCAAGUAAUGGGCUAAACAAGGAAGUGAGUUUGGGAAAUCAGAAAGUUUUCAAAUAUAAACUUUAUAUGCCUGAACUAAGAAUGAAUUGGUCUCUGCAAAAAUAAUAUGGUCGCUGUGAACAUUUCUUUUGAUGGGUGAUUUUCAAAACAUUUCAAAGUCCCAUCAAUUCGAGCCUGGGGACAAGGUUAGGUUAAUGUAAGCUGCAAUCUGACGGGAGUUUACCAGCGGAAGGGAAAGACAUUCCUGCACUCCACACACAGACAUACAGAAACACACACACCACACACCAAAAAUGGCCCCCCACCUGCCCCACCCCCUCUUCAUAAACACAUGGGGAACACAUGGGAAACACACACACUGCACCGUGCACCAAAAAUGGCCCCCUGCCUGCCCCACCCCCUCUUCAUAAACAAAUGGGACUUGUCCAAAAUGGCACCCUAUUCCCUAUAGUGCACUGGUCAAAAGUAGUGCAAUAAAUACAGAAUAGGAGGCCAUUUGGGACAUAGUCAUGAUUCCAGCAGCCCAUGACCUGUCACUUCACUUCUCUUCACCACUCUGACCAAUUGAAGAUGGUGGAGUUCGAUCUGCUGAUUCUGGGCUGCAUCCCAAAUGAACCCUAUUCCCUAUGUAGUGGCCUACUUUUGACCAGUGCCCAUAAGGGCUCCAUCUAUAUAUAAACCCCUGUAGAUUAUGACUAAUUAUUUUUUGAAACCCCCAAACACCAUUGAUAGGAACUAUUUAUUAGGGUAGGAAUAUCCCCUGUUGUCCACUUGAGCUGAUGGGAAGGAUCUCUACAAAAAGACAGAAUGAGUGUUUAGAAUGUUUGUUUGUUAAUUGUGGGCAAUUUCAAAACCAGCCUGGCGUCAGAGCCAUAUGAAACAUACUAUACGUAUUUCUGAGCACCUCGAAGACAUGUGAUAUGCACUAAAGGUUAGUUACUUUAGACAGAAAACAACAGUAGGGAAGUUGGUCAGGGAGGAUGGGUGGGCGUAUACCACAACCGUCUAGCAAUUGAAAGGUUGCGCGUUCGAGCCACGUCAGGGACAACUAGCAUUUAAGCUUCCCCUAACCCUCUAACCAUAACCCAAUUUACCUAACCUGCUGCAUAAAUUAUCCUAACCUUUGUCGUUAUUUCUCCUAAACACCAAUGUAAAUUCUACCUGCAACUCUCCUUUGUUGUUAGGACACAACAAGCAACCUAGUCUCAGAGAAAGACGUAUGAUACUAUACAUACUCCAAGAUGUAUGUUACAUUAAAUCAUCCAAUUCGUAUGCUAUUGUACGACCGGGUAAGACGUAUGAUACUAUACGUCCUCUAAUUCGUAUUAAAUUGUACGAUCGCUAUUCCAUUCAUAAUGAAAUCUAACGUAAUAUAUCAUAGUAAAUGGAGGGAACAGAUUCACUUACCAAAUCCUACGAACUGCCCUGGGACUAGGUUGUCAAAACACCACCCAUCUGAUGACUUCCAUUAGUUUAUAUGGGCGAACUGCAGCCUUGUCAAAGCAAAGCAGUGUACUAGCUCAAAUUAAUACAUUUCCUGGCUUUAUGGGACUGUGUGUCUGAGUUUAGAUUUGUGAAGAUUAACACUGGCUCUACCAAAGGGACAUUUUAACAGAUAGAAGCCAAUGAAUAGCUCUACACACUAGCUACUGCAUAUAGGGAGAGGAGUUGGGAGGGCAGAGAGAGACAGAGCAGGAGAAAGAGUGAGAGAGGAGAGAGUGAGAGAGAGAGGGAGAGUGAGAGAGCAAGAGGAGAGGUUCAGAGAGAGAGAGGAUAUAUAGAGAGAUAUAAUUCUGCUGAUCCUCUCUCGAGAGACUACUCAGCAAGUCUGACUGCGUUUCUCCUGUCCUGCCCUGUACUGCUGCAGCGCACCCCUGAGCACAACCAUGAGCCUAAUUUCCUCUGCCCCAUAAACCAUGUCACUGGUCUGAAUCAUAGCAAGAAAAGUACAUCUUUACGAAGCUGAAGAAGAAAAAAAUGAUAUAUAUUUUUUCUCACUGUAAAUACAUCACCACAACUUGGGUCCAUGAUUCAUCUAUAUGAAUAGUAAAACAUAUAUAUUGUUUUAUGUGUUAUAACAAGCAUAACACAUUAUUUUCUGGUACAGUAUUGCAUGGCAUUAGAGUGAGUGUCUCCCUCUUCAGUCUGCGAUUUCGAUUUGUUAAAGCACUAAUUGGUUAUUUCCUGUCUGAGUCACAUGUUUACCAGUGAAGUCAGAGCAGAAAUUGAGACAGGGCAAGGUUUCCCGAUAGCAAUGGAACUUAGGCUUACUAGUGUUAUAAUGGUGCAUCAUUCCUUCAACAGUCAAAGAUGUAACAUGCGUUUCCCAAAACACCACGUAGAGAAAACGUUUGCUAAAUGUGUCGUUAGACCAUGUGUCGAUACUGAUAAGAUCAAAAGAAAAGCAGCGCUGCUCUCGGAUCAUCUUUCUCCAUUCAAAUCUUACCUUAACAUUAGAAUUACACCACAAUACUGAUGACGGAUCAGCUCCUAGAGAUAUUACCAUCUAUGGCUUCAAAUAUUCAGGUGGCUUAUAAUGCUUACCCAAUAAUAAUGUACUAAAUUACCGAUUGGGGACAUCAUCGUGCACCUGUUGUUACAUAUGCAAUAUAUUGAGUCAAAUUACAAACAAUAGCCUAUUAUCAAAAUAUAACUAAAUUGAUUGAACAUACUGUAGAAUUUAUUUCAAUAUGAUUGAAAUAUAUAGGCCCAUUUAGCCUAUUUAUAUUUUAUUGCAGUCAUCUCGGCUUUCAUUUGAAGCAUAUUUGUAUCCUUCACUUGUUUGUAACAAUUUAAGUUAUCAGCAUCACUUUCAGACAGAUAAACAUCUUGAUCCUAUGUUUAGCGGAAGUCUUCUGUGAAUAAAGUGUUGAAGAAGGGCAAAAAAGCAUCUAACAAUGCACUUAGCUGUUCUACAAGUGAUCUGAGGCAGUCUGUAAAUAACAAGUGUUUUCAAGUGCAACUUUAGUAACUAUGGUUUUGGGAAACAGCUCAGAGAUUUAGCGAUGCUCCUACAGAGGUUCUAAUGAUGAACUUUUGGGAAACCAGGCCAGAUCAUCAGAUAUUCCCCCCGUUGUUUAUAUUAUCACUGUAUCUAACUAACUUUAUGUAAUAGACUAGUUUCAAGUUUUAAGUUUUGAUGUUGCUGUGUUGCUUGCUUGAUUCUUCCCAGCAAACCGGGAACAUUCCAAUAACAUUAGUUAAGGUUCCCAUGAAGUUCUAGUUAGGGUUUUAUCUAACAUUAGGAUGAUAACAUCCCAAGAACAUUUAAGGAAUGUUUUUGAUAGCAAAAUGUAUUUUUCUUUCAGAUUAAAAACAAAAUGAAAUAUCCUUGGAAUAUUCUCCUAACAUUCACUAAAAUGUUGUGCACAACAUUUGUAACAAGCACCACAGAACAUUCCCCAAACGUGCUCAUUAGGUUUCCAGGUAAUGUAAUAACACAAUGUACCAGUAAUGUUUUAGAACAUACUGCUGCAACAAAAUGUGAGAGCAACGUUCUGUCAACAUUCUUGCAACAUCAGGCAAAUGUUUUAUACAAACAUUGUAUAAUCAGCACAACUGGACAGUUUUUGUGUUAUGAGAACAUUUGUCGCAACCUAACGAAUGUUCUGGGAACUUUCACAGAAACAAUUUUGGUUUGCUGAGUUAUUGUUUGUUCUUUGUUUUAUUUCAGGUGAGGCAGGACAAAAUCAUCUGCCUUCCCCAAAAAAUGUCCAUGCCCAACCAAACAAUACUCUUACCAAAUAAAACUGCUGUGCCGCUGGACGUGCACGAGCUGAUGGGCCGGAAAACCAACCUGGACUUCCAGCAGUACAGCUUCAUCAACCAGAUGUGCUACGAGAAAGCCCUGCACUGGUACGCCAAGUACUUCCCUUACCUGGUCCUCAUCCACACCCUCAUCUUCAUGGUGUGUAGCAACUUCUGGUUCAAGUUCCCAGGCUCCAGCUCUAAGAUAGAGCAUUUCAUCUCCAUCUUGGGAAAGUGCUUUGACUCCCCCUGGACUACCAGAGCUCUGUCUGAGGUGUCUGGAGAGAACCCAGAGGAGAAGGUAUUGUUGGUAUGUGUUUGUAUGUACUGUAUGUAUGUAUUUACUGUGUGCGUGCGUAAAAUUAUGUUUUAACCUGGACUAGGCUCAAUCUGUAUCCCAGAAACUGGCCCUAUAUUGUAUAUAUUUUAAAUAUAAUGCAUUCAUUCAUUCAUUCAUGAAUUAAUUCAAGGACAACAAGAAGAGCAGAGCCAGUAGAGCGAUCCUUAACGUGUCUGUAGAGGGGAACCUGGACAACCUGGAGAAGACCCAGUCCCUCAAAUCCAUCCCAGAGAAGAUCGUAGUGGACAAGCCCACAGCCAGCGCCCUGGAUAAGAAGGAAGGAGAACAAGCCAAAGCUCUGUUUGAGAAGGUGAAGAAGUUCCGCCUGCACGUCGAGGAGGGGGACAUCCUCUAUGUUAUGUAUGUUCGCCAGACUGUUCUCAAGGUGUUCAAGUUCCUCCUCAUCAUCGCGUAUAAUAGUGCUUUAGUCUCUGAGGUGCAGUUCACAGUGAAGUGCAGUGUGGACAUACAGGACAUGACGGGAUAUAAGCAUUUCUCCUGUAAUCACACCAUGGCCCACCUGUUCUCUAAGUUGUCAUACUGUUACCUGUGCUUUGUGGCUGUGUACGGAUUCACCUGCCUCUACACUUCCUAUUGGCUCUUCUACCGCUCUCUGAAGGAGUACUCCUUUGAAUACGUGCGGCAAGAAACGGGAAUCGAUGACAUCCCAGACGUGAAGAAUGACUUUGCCUUCAUGCUGCACAUGAUCGACCAGUACGACCCACUGUACUCCAAGAGGUGCGGAUUUUCUUUUUAAAAUUAGACAAUUGUAAAUUGUUUCAAAUAAUUCAGCUCUUCGUUGUUAUUGAUAAGUAUGUAAUGCCUCCAAUUGUAAAAUAAACCAUUCACAUGCCGUAGUAUGGCUGCCAUCUGCUCCAACCCUUCGAAGGGGUUAUUGUGUUACUAUUUUUCCUUUAGUUUAUUUAGCACAUUUUUCUAACUUACUUUUUAAAUACUCUGCAUUGUUGGUUAAGGGCUCGUAAGUAAGCAUUUCACUGAAAGGUCUACACCUGUUGAAUUCAGCGCAUGUGACAAAUAUAAUUUGAUUUGAUUUGAAUAAACAGAAGACAAGUUUCUGUUGCACAUCCUUUUACAUAGUUUUUUGGACAAUAAAGUAAUCUUCUUAUUCUCUCUUUCUUUCUGUCUCUCUCUCAGGUUCGCAGUGUUCCUGUCUGAGGUCAGCGAGAACAAACUGAAACAGCUAAACCUGAACCAUGAGUGGACACCAGAGAAGCUACGUCAGAGACUGCUGACCAACCAUAACGACAGACUGGAGCUGCAGCUCUUCAUGCUGUCUGGGCUCCCGGACACUAUCUUCGAGGUGACAGAGCUCCAGUCCCUGAAGCUAGAGAUCAUCAACAACGUAACCAUCCCGGCCUCCAUCGCCCAGCUGGAAAACCUCCAGGAGCUGUCUCUAUAUCAGUGUUGCUUAAAGAUCCACACCACAGCCACUUUCUUCCUCAAGGAGAAACUCAAGGUAUGCUAUUCUGGUAGUCUUUUGGUGUGGCAUGUUUUUUUAUGGCUCUUGACUUUGUAUUCUAUAAUCUGUUUUUGUCUUGUACAGUUUGUGGGUAUUUCCACCAAUUCGGUGCGUUUUGAGAAGUAUAACUUGGUCUUAAAAACACAUUUGAUUUCACCUAAUUGUAACAUUCUGCCAUAAAGAGCAAAUGUUCAACUUAAUAAAAAAACAGUUUUCCCAUCUCAAGAGGUUAAAUGAAAAAUAAGUGCCUAUUAAGUGCCAAAUAAAGUAACAGCCCACAUGAAAAAAUACCAUAGUAAAGUAGUAGCCUUCACUGUAGUGUUUUUGCGGAAUGUAGUUUUACUGUAGUGUUGUGGACAUGACUGUAGUAUAUUGUAGUAUUUACAGUUUACUAUAGUAUACUGUAGUGUAUACUAUAGUAAUUACUGUAGUGUUUUGUGGACUGUAGUGUUUUUGCUGACAUUACUGUAGUAUUUACUGUAGUGUUUUUGGAGUCAAGUAUUGUUAUGAACCCAAAAACUAGCCUAUGGAUAUUGAUGCAUUCUCUUUGUCGAGAGGUCCUAGGCCUAGUUACAGAGCCUUCAAAAAGGUAUUCACACCCCUUGAUAUUUUCCACAUUUUGUUGUGUUACAAAGUGGGAUUAAAAUGGAUUUAAUUGUCAUAUUUUGUCAAUGGUCUACACUAAAUACUCUGUAAUGUCGUGAUGGAAGAAAAAUUAUAACAUUUGUUAAAAUAAAUAAUGAAAAAUAAAACACUAAUCUAUCUUGAUUAGAUAAGUAUUCAACCCCCUGAGUCAAUACAUGUUAUAAUCACCUUUGGCAGCGAUUACGGCUGUGAGUCUUUCUGGGUAAGUCUCUAAGACAAUUUCACAUCUGGAUUGUGCAACAUUUGUCCAUUAUUCUUUUCAAAAUUCAAGCUCUGUCAAAUUGGUUGUUGGUCAUUGCUAGACAACCAUUUUCAGGUCUUGCCAUAGAUUUUUAAGCAAAAACUGUAACUCGGGCACUGAGGAACAUUCACUGUCUUAUUGGUAAGCAACUAUAGUGUAGGUGUGGCCUUGUGUUUUAGGUUAUUGUCCUGCUGAAAGGUGAAUUAAUCUCCCAGUGCCUGUGCUUAGCUCCACUCUGUUUCUUUUUUAUCCUGAAAAACUCCCCAGUCUUUAACGAUUACAAACAUACCCAUAACAUGAUGCAGCCACCACUCUGCUUGAAAACAUGGAGAGUGGUACUCAGUAAUGUGUUGCAUUGGAUUUGCCCCAAAUAUAAAAAAGUGAAUUGCUUUGCCACAUUUUUUGCAGUAUUACUUUAAUGCCUUGUUGCAAACAGGAUGCAUGUUUUGGAAUAUUUGUAUUCUGUACAGGCUUACUUCUUUUCACUCUGUGAAUUAGGUUAGUAUUGUGGAGUAACUACAAUGUUGUUGAACCAUCCUCAGUUUUCUCCAAUUACAGCCAUUAAACUCUGUAACUGUUUUAAAGUCACCAUUGAGCGGUUUCCUUCCUCUCCGGCAACUCAGUUAGGAAGGACGCCUGUAUCUUUGUAGUAACUGGAUGUAUUGAUACGCCAUCCAAAGUGUAAUUGAUAACUUCACCAUGCUCAAAGGGAUAUUUAAUGUCUGCCUUUUUUAUUUUUACCAAUAGGUGCCCUUCUUUGUGAGGCAUUGGAAAACCUCCCUGGUCUUUCUGGUUGAAUCUGUGUUUGAAAUUCACUGCUUGACUGAGGGACCUUACAGAUAAUUGUAAGUGUGGGGUACAGAGAUGAGGUAGUCAUUAGAAAAUCAUGUUAAACACUAUGUGAGUCCAUGCACUAUGUGAGUCACAGUGUGAGUCCAUGCAACUUAUUAUGUGACUUGUUAUGCUAAUUUUUUAUCCUGAAUUUAUUAAGGUUUGCCAUAACAAAGGGGAUACAUACUUAUUGACUCAAGACAUUUCAGCUUUUCAGUUUUUUAUUAAUUUAGAACAUAAUUUCACUUUGACAUUAUGGGGUAUUGUGUGUAUGCCAGUGACAAAAAAAAUCUCAAUUUAAUACAUUUUAUAUUCAGGCUGUAACACAACAAAAUGUGGAAAAAGUCAAGGGGUGUGAAUACUUUCUGAAGGCACUGUACAUGGUCUGUAACCUGAAGGAAUGUGUGCAUCUGUGAGUAAUCAGCAAAUGCGCCUAGGUGUUGAAUGUCAAUACUUUGUAGAGCCACCUUUUGCAGCAAUGACAGCUGCAAGUCUCUUGGGGUAUGUCUUUAUAAGUGUGUCACAUCUAGCCACUGGGAUCUUUGCCCAUUCUUCAAGGCAAAACUGCUCCAGCUCCUUCAAGUUGGAUGGGUUCCGCUGGUGUACAGCAAUCUUUAAGUCAUACCACAGAUUCUCAAUUGGAUUGAGGUCUGGGCUUUGAUUAGGCCAUUCCAAGACAUUUAAAUGUUUCCCCUUAAACCACUCAAGUGUUGCUUUAGCAGUAUGCUUAUGGUCAUUGUCCUGCUGGAAGGUGAACCUCCGUCCCAGUCUCAAAUCUCUGGAAGAUUGAAACAUGUUUCUCUCAUGAAUUUCCCUGUAUUUAGCGCCAUCCAUCAUUCCUUCAAUUCUGACCAGUUUCCCAGCCCCUGCCAAUGAAAAACAUCCCCACAGCAUGAUGCUGCCACCACCAUGCUUCACUGUGGGGAUGGUGUUCUCGGGGUGAUGAGAGGUGUUGGGUUUGCGCCAGACAUAGGGUUUUCCUUGAUGGCCAAAAAACUCAAUUUUAGUCUCAUCUGACCAGAGUACCUUCCCACAUUCCUUUUGGCGAACACCAAAUGUGUUUGCUUAUUAUUUUCUUUAAGCAAUGGCUUUUUUCUGGCCACUCUUCCAUAAAGUGUACAACUUAAAAUGGUCCUAUGGACAGAUACUCCAAUCUCUGCUGUGGAGCUUUGCAGCUCCUUCAGGGUUAUCUUUGGUCUCUUUGUUGCCUCUCUGAUUAAUUCCCCCUUUGCCUGGUCCGUGAGUUUUGGUGGGCGGCCCUCUCUUGGCAGGUUUGUUGUGGUGCCAUAAUCUUUCCAUUUAUUUUAUAAUGGAUUUAAUGGUGCUCCGUGGGAUGUUCAAAGUUUCUGAUAUUUCUUUAUAACCCAACCCUGAUCUGUACUUCUCCACAACUUUGUCCCUGACCUGUUUGGAGAGCUCCUUGGCCUUCAUGGUGCCGCUCGCUUGGUGGUGCCAUUUGCUUAGUGGUGUUGCAGAACAGGUGUAUAUAUACUGAGAUCAUGUGACAGAUAAUGUGACACUUAGAUAUUUUGUGUAUGUCCAUUACAUGAAAUCCAAAAAAAAAUCAAUUUCAAUUACAGGUUGAAAUGCAACAAAAUAGGAAAAAUGCCAAGGGGAAUGAAUACUUUUGCAAGGCACUGUAUGCCCAGGGAGACAGCAACCUUACUUUGGUCCAGGGCCAACUCUGUCUCUCUUGACCUCCUGGUCAGCCAGUCCUAGCGAUUUAUAAUUUGUUCAGAUGGUGACGAAACAUAAAUAUGUACAAAAAGGAAAAAUACAAAAGGUAUGCCCAAACUAAAGACUAAAAAACAAAUGAAAGGCCACCAAACAAAACCAGCAACUUGCAAGCAAUGUUCCCUCUAUGCUUCAGGCAGCUCCCACGGGACUGACGUGCAGAAGAAAUAUCAGCCUGCGCAGAGAAGCACGAGAUUGAACUUCACUCAACUUUGUAGAGUUUUCCCCAUUAGUUAACACUGUCAACGUUGCCCUUUACUGUGGGAAUUGUGAUCGAAUCAACGCAAUAUUAGCCACUUUCAAUGCAACAUACCGAAACAAAACGAACUAUGCAAGCGAUUUUGUUGUAAGCAGAGCGCAUCGAAGUAGGAUUCUAUUGUAUUGACAGGCACGAAUCAGGCCAGUACUCUACACAGACUGGUGCUCCAUAACCAAUCAGAGUUGCUGUAGGCCUAUAUGCAAAUAGACAUUUUACAUUUACAUUUGAGUCAUUUAGCAGACGCUCUUAUCCAGAGCGACUUACAGUUAGUGAGUGGAUACAUUUUCAUACUGGCCCCCCGUGGGAAACGAACCCACAACCCUGGCGUUGCAAGCGCCAUGCUCUACCAACUGAGCUACAUGGGGCCAUUGACAUAUGGAUUUGUGCCAUUCACUUUGAACUGGAGUGGUCGUGAUUAUUAUGCGCUUGUUUUGAGAUCAAAGCGAGAGCUGCAUGUAGCCACGUGUGCAAAUGUGUUCAUAUUCUUUGCUAGUUAGUGAGUUAUUAGCCCAGUUAUAGCUAAUUUGUAGUCAGAAAUGUGGGAGUGAUUGCUUCCUACAAGAGCACAAAACGUGAACAUUUCUAGCCAUCUUUGAAGUCAGGUAAAGAGUCAGAUAAAGAGCUUUUUUCUGUCUGAAAGGGGCAGUGUUGUAUUUUGAGACAGGCUUGAAUUAGCUAGGUGGCCAAUAAGCAGAGGGUAACAUAAUAUGUCUGAUUCUCUGUGAUAAUGGUAUGGGAAUAAUAAUGCAUUUUAUUUUGUAAAGUGUUUUCUUACAUCAAACAACACAACAAAACGUGUUAUGCUCGACCCACUCAGUAUUCCACAACAAAACACCAGACAAUUGCCAAAAACAAUAGAACCAGCUCACGUGCUUUGAUAUGACUAUUUGAUGUUCAAUAUUUCUUUAGAAUUUAUUUUUUAAAGGAAUAGUUUCACCAUAUUAAAACGAGAGUUCUGUUCACGUAACAGGGUUGACCUUAAGAUGUAAAAUGAGGGACAGGUUUUUUUUUCUUCCUUAAAAUGAAUCACUAACAACAUAAAAUAAAUAAUAAUCUUCAGAAAUGAUUUUGUCAAAGCAACAAAAUAACUAGGGCUUUACAAUGAUGGUGAAAACAUUUGGGGGUUAAGGUUAAAAAUCUUCCUAGAAGUCACAGAGGAUACACAGAGCGACAUAUCCAUAUUAAAAACCGGGUUUAUCGAAUUAUCCAUGUGGGGGCAUUUAAUAUAACAGGCUUUUAAAAUUCCACAUUUGUGCACAAUUUCUACUUAAAAUAUCAAAGGUACUCAAAAGGCACACAUAUUUUUGGGAACGACCCAUGUGUAUUUUGUCUGCUGUUGUUAUUGACAUUACAUUUCCCCGCUGGGAUUAACAAAAUAUCUAUAUAUCUAGCCAUCCAUCUAUCCAUCUAUCUCUAUCUAAGGUGCUCAGGGUGAAGUUUGAUGACAGCAGGGAGCUGCCUCAUUGGCUGUACCACCUGCGGAAUCUAGAGGAGCUCUACCUCAUUGGCUCACUGAGUCCUGACUCUUCGAAGAAUGUGGUUCUGGAGUCCCUGAGGGAGCUGAAGCAUCUGAAGAUCCUCUCGCUCAAAAGUAACUUUACAAAGAUCCCCCAGUCCAUCGUGGAUGUGUCCAGCCACCUGCAGAAGCUGUACAUCUACAAUGAUGGAACCAAGCUGGUGAUGCUCAACAACCUGAAGAAGAUGGUGAACCUGACUGAACUGGAGCUGGUGCACUGUGACCUGGAACGCAUCCCACAUGCUGUCUUCAGCCUCACGAACCUACAGGUAUGAUAUGCCGUACUUUGAGUGCCUGCUAUGAUCGCCUACAGUGUCUCAAAACUCUGAGUAGUCAGCCUACAGGUAUGAGUUACUGUAACUGGCUGCUAUGAUUGCAUACAGUGUCUCAAAACUAGGGUUGCAAAAAUGUAUUGCCAAUUGCUGUAAUAUUGUGGAAUGCCACUUAAAAUAAAAACAUUUAACUCUUAACUCUACAGGAGUUGGAUCUUAAGGAAAACAACCUGCACUCCAUUGAGGAGAUAGUCAGCUGCCAGCACCUUCGCAAACUGACGUGCCUGAAACUCUGGCACAACAAUAUCUGCUACAUCCCAGAACACAUCAAGAAGCUGGGAAGCCUGGAGCGCCUCUACUUCAGCCACAACAAGAUAGAGAUCUUGUCCCCGCACCUGUUCUUAUGCAACAAGCUUCGUUACCUGGACCUGUCCAACAACGACAUCCGGUUCAUUCCGCCGGAGAUCGGCGUCCUACAGAGUCUUCAGUAUUUCUCUGUCACGUGCAACAAGAUCGAGAACCUUCCAGACGAGCUCUUCUUUUGCAAGAAGCUCAAAACCCUCAAGCUGGGCAAGAAUAUGCUGUCGUUGCUCUCACCAAAGAUCUCAUACCUGGUUCUAUUGACACACCUGGAACUGAAGGGCAACCAUUUUGAGCUCCUGCCUCCAGAGCUGCGGUUCUGCCGGGCGUUGAAGCGUGGCGGCCUAGUGGUGGAGGACGUCUUGUUUGAAACCUUGCCUUCUGAUAUCAGAGACAAAAUUAAGGCUGAGUGA
Messenger RNA from Coregonus sp. 'balchen', 12605 nucleotides. Lineage: Eukaryota; Metazoa; Chordata; Actinopteri; Salmoniformes; Salmonidae. The record is from the annotation of a GenBank genome assembly.